Molecule: messenger RNA, 1167 nt
Organism: Setaria italica (foxtail millet)
Lineage: Eukaryota; Viridiplantae; Streptophyta; Magnoliopsida; Poales; Poaceae
Product: GDSL esterase/lipase At4g10955
Exons: 2
Coding region: 1-1167 (388 amino acids)
Source: RefSeq, a predicted model, not a curated record
AUGGGUUCAGACGUAUUUGCCGACUCCGGCCCGAAGCAUAUGAUGGAGAGAGCUGGUAUGCACGUAUGCCUGAUGAAGGUUAUUAACUGGGACAGCGACGAGCACCGCCGCUGCGUCGCCGCCUGCAUUGUUAACGGGACUUACAUCAUGGAGAGGGACGAAUCCGGGCUGCACUCAGGCAAGCCGCUCGCGCCGGCGUGGUGGGAGAGCUUCGGCUUCCGCCGGCUCCAAACGCUCAGGUACGAGUGCGAGUGCGUGUUCUGCAAGACCAAGACCAAGCUGUUCACCUUGGGAGCCCACCGGCCGUGCUCUAUCUACGGAGCCAUCCUGGAGCACGUCGGCGCGCGCCGCCACCCGUCGGCGCCGCGCUACGUCGUCGCGUUCCGGGGCACCAUGCCCGGUCACCCCUCGUACCUCGGCGACAUGCACCUCAACCUCCGGAUUCUCGUCAACAAGCAGCACGCCUGCGGACGCUUCCGCCAUGCCCGUGUCCAUGUCGCAAAACUCCUCGACUCCAUCGCCCCCGACGGCCGCGCCACCGGUAGCGCCGCCGUCUGGCUCGCGGGCCACUCGCUCGGCGCGUCGAUAGCGCUGGACGUGGGGCGAGACGUGGUGGCCAGGAUGAAGGGGUGGAACCUCCCGGCGUUCCUCUUCAACCCUCCGCAGGUGUCGCUGGCGCCCAGCAUGCUGCCCCAGGCCAUGAGGAGGGUGGCGAAGAGGGUCAUCUACCCGACGAGCUACGCGGUGAAGGCGGCGCUGGGGACGACGGUCCUCAGGCCCCACGAGAGGGACAUGGAGACGCUGUUCGAGACGCUGGCGCCAUGGGUUCCCGAGCUGUACGUGCACGAGAGGGACAUCAUCUGCCAGGGAUUCAUCGACUACUUCGAGCAGCGGCACAAGAUGCUGAACCGGCUCCGGCCCGUCGCCGAGGUAGCCAUGAAGCUGUCCCUCCGUGACAUGCUCAUAAGCAUCCACAGCACCGACCCGGAGAGCGGUGAGGACCAGCGGGUGCGGCCGCACCUCUUGCCGUCGGCGAGGCUAUGGAAGAAUGCGAGCUACCACGACGCACACGGGCUUGAGCAGUGGUGGAGGGCUGACAGCGAGCUGAGGCUGAGCUCCAGGCGGUACAGCGAUCAUGGAGCUGAGGCUGAGCUUUUCUAUGGUUAA